UGUUAUAUCCCUCAUCGCGGCCCGCGGUCGGAAUCGAACCGACGAUACAUCACAGCACUGACUGGUGGUGGGGUUUGACUGGAGCCAUGGUUCCAGGCUUCAUUCCUAAUUUCAAGUCGCAGGCAGCCACGAGUAUCGCUCAAAUACAAGUCGGCCAUGAGAGCGGUUCUGUAUAGUUUUUGUGGUGUUGCAACACUGAGUCGCUCGCGCCAACAACGACUAGGUAGGUCGUGGUGGCGCCCAAAGUCAGCCACCCCUCCCCAGCCAUGCAACUCGGGCAGGCACACCGACAAGAUGACAGCAGCCGGGUUCUCUGGCAUAUCUCCUGCAGAUCCACGUAGUUAUCGCGUACUGAUAACAGAGCAUGCAUGGAUAACUCCCAUUUCCUUCAGGGUAACAUCGCGUAGCGCGCUCACCGCCACACUUCAAGGUUUCAUCUCCCAUCCCGCUUGGUGCGUCAUUUUCUCUCCUGUUGGCUGUUGGUUGGUCAAAUCACGCUGCAAGAGAACUGGGAAGACACGCAUCGGGCACGCACGAGAAGUUCGACGGAUUGUCAUGUCAGACACUCAGAAAAUAAGUUAACAUGAUCAGGCGAGAAUCUGCCAAGCGCUCGGAAGGUCUGGAACUGAUCAACGAUUUUCGUCCAUUCCGCACAAAUCAAAUCCA
Molecule: messenger RNA, 666 nt
Organism: Aspergillus aculeatinus CBS 121060
Lineage: Eukaryota; Fungi; Ascomycota; Eurotiomycetes; Eurotiales; Aspergillaceae
Exons: 1
Coding region: 157-582 (141 amino acids)
Source: RefSeq, a predicted model, not a curated record